GAACUCAACUUAACGAGUAACCUUGGACUGAGUUACACCUCCAAUGGUAGAAAUGCGCACACAGUGCACAAAAUCAAAACCCUAAACCCAAACCAGAGAGAUACCAAUUGAAUCUCACGGUCUUACCAUAGUUUUCGCCGGCGCUCGCUCAUCUCCUCUCUAAUCAACUCCUCCGCCGUCAUUCGCUAGUCCUCGCCUUCUCGCCGAGUAAGUUUCUCUUUUUCUCUCUCCGACGGUACACGAAGAGACUCCAGAGAAGAUUAUACAUGAUAGAUGUUCUGAAAUGUCAUCUAAUCCUGACCAAAUUCCUCACGCAGGGAAGAGAUUUUUACUCUGAAAAUUAAUCAGAAAAAUGUCUGGUGAAGAAGGUGUAGUUGCAACUGAGACGUCUCCAGUUAUGGGCGAGACCAUGGACCUCAUGACAGCCUUGCAGCUUGUGCUGAGGAAAUCACUGGCUCAUGACAUGCUUGUUCGAGGGCUUCAUGAAGCUGCCAAACUGAUCGAGAAGCAUACUGCGCAGCUGUGUGUACUGGCAGAGGACUGCAACCAGCCAGACUAUGUCAAACUAGUCAAAGCACUUUGUGCAGAUCAUAAUGUCCACUUGAUGACAGUGUCUAGCGCUAAAACCCUUGGCGAGUGGGCUGGUUUAUGUAAAAUUGAUUCUGAAGGCAAUGCAAGAAAGGUGGUUGGCUGUUCUUGUGUUGUUGUGAAGGAUUUUGGUGAAGAAACUGAGGCGCUUCAUGUGGUUCAGGAUUACAUCAAGUCCUGUUAAGGAGGCAAUUGCGGGAGGAUGUUUCCCUUUUUUUUUUUUUUCCUUCUCUUUCAUCUUGACUUCGAGGGAGCGUUUCUCUUGGUAGUUUUGAGGCUUUUCUUCUUCCAUUGUUCAUGAUAUAUGAUAUCGCAAAAAAGGCCGAGUAGCUCAUUCUAUUCUUCUUACCAUUAAUGGAAACGCUUGCUUGCCUAUGUUUGCAUA
Malania oleifera is the source of this 973-nucleotide messenger RNA. Its product is annotated as small ribosomal subunit protein eS12-like. The record is from RefSeq and is a predicted model, not a curated record. Gene Ontology annotation, molecular function: structural constituent of ribosome. Gene Ontology annotation, biological process: translation. Gene Ontology annotation, cellular component: ribosome; cytosolic small ribosomal subunit. The transcript has 5 exons. NCBI's taxonomy places the organism in Eukaryota, Viridiplantae, Streptophyta, Magnoliopsida, Santalales, Ximeniaceae. The coding region runs from base 353 to 772 and encodes 139 amino acids.